AUGGCCAGCGUGAUGAUCUCGCUGAACAUCAUGGCCUUGUUCCACUUGUUGAUCUCGAUGGCCACCAUUGCGAGCUCAUUCAGCACCAGCGCUGUGAAACUCAGAGCAACCAGUUUGGUGAAGUUUGCAGUUUCCAGUCCCUUGUACGUUUGGGACGAGCCUUGGAUCACAAUUCCCUGGUACAGAGAAACAAACACCCAGACGAAGAAGGUCUUGUACGACAGCGACCGUCCGGCCGUCAGCUCUUUGUACAGCUCUGGAUACAGGGAAACCAGGUUUUCGUUCACGUCCGAGUCAGAAACCAGUGAAAACACAGGAGCCAUUGUGUAA
Molecule: messenger RNA, 330 nt
Organism: Ogataea philodendri
Lineage: Eukaryota; Fungi; Ascomycota; Pichiomycetes; Pichiales; Pichiaceae
Exons: 1
Coding region: 1-330 (109 amino acids)
Source: RefSeq, a predicted model, not a curated record